Messenger RNA from Didymosphaeria variabile, 1620 nucleotides. RefSeq lists its product as uncharacterized. Gene Ontology annotation, biological process: transmembrane transport. Bases 1 to 1620 code for a protein of 539 amino acids. Lineage: Eukaryota; Fungi; Ascomycota; Dothideomycetes; Pleosporales; Didymosphaeriaceae. The record is from RefSeq and is a predicted model, not a curated record. The transcript has a single exon. Gene Ontology annotation, molecular function: transmembrane transporter activity.
AUGGCUGGUGGUGGAAUUCCUACAGACUCCCCCGGAGUGGCCGGGGGAUAUCUCAGCGGCAAGAAACUCAUCUAUCCUCUGAGCUUGGUCAUCUCCCUCUUUUUCCUCUGGGGUUUCUCUUACGGUCUUCUCGAUGUCCUCAACAAGCACUUCCAAACCGUCCUUGGCGUCACACGUCUCGAGUCUACCGGUCUCCAGGUCAUGUACUUCGGUGGCGGUUAUCUCUGCUUCUCUCCGGUUGCCGCCGAAGUCCUCAAGCGCAAAGGCUACAAAGUCACCAUUCUCAUGGGUCUCACUCUGUACUCGCUCGGAGCCAUCUUCUUCUGGCCAGUCGCUCAUUUCUCGACCCCAACGAAUGAGAAGGCCGCUUUCGGUGGCUUCUUGGCUUGCACCUUCGUGAUCGCAUGCGGUCUUGCUACCUUGGAAACCUCUGCCAACUCCUAUGCUGUCGUUAUUGGACAUCCGGCUACCGCUUCUGCUCGUCUCCAGUUCUGUCAGAGCUGGAACGGUGUAGCCUCUUUCACCGGCCCUUUGAUCGCUUCCAAGGCUUUCUUCUCUGGCGAGAAUGCGAACUCUCUCACGAACGUCCAAUAUGUCUAUCUUGCUGUAGCUUGCGCUGGUGUCGCUGUCGGUGUCCUCUUCUUCUUCUCGAAGUUGCCUGAAGUGUCGGAAGCCGCUGGGCGCUCAGCAUCCAUUGUUGGGGGAGACUCUGAAGAGCUCGGUCUUCCCAUGGACCAAUAUGGCAACAUCAUCGAGCAGAAGCCGCUGUGGAAGGAGUACAACAUGAUGUUCGGUUUUGUCGCCCAGUUCGCUUACGUCGGCGCUCAGGUCAGCAUCGCAACCUUCUUCAUCAACUACGCUACUGAGGCAGCCUCGUUCACUGCGGAGGAGGGUGCUCGCCUACUCUCUUACGGUCUCAUUACCUUCACCGUUGGUCGCUUCAUCGCUGCUGGUGUCGCUUAUUUCCUAGAGUCCAACUUCGUCCUCAUGGUGUACGCUGCAGUGUGCAUUGCCCUCUCAGCCUACGUUUCGAACGCGCACGGCACCGCGGGCGUCGCAUGCAUCAUCGUCAUCUUCUUCUUCAUGGCUCCGAUGUACCCUAGCAUCUUCACGCUUGGAACCGCGAACCUGGGCCGCAACACCCGUCGCGGUGCUGGUAUCCUCGUCAUGGGGGUCUCGGGCGGCGCAGUCUUUCCGCCAAUUCAUGGCGCUAUCGCCGAUGCUAGCUCCACCCGCAUCUCCUACCUCGUUCCCAUGGUUGGCUUCAUCGUCGUCCUGGCCUACGUCACCUCCCACUGGAUCCGCCACGGCAGGCACAUCCUCCGCAUCAAGGGCGAGAACGUGGUUGCAACUGCGCUUGAAGGCGGUGCUGUUGGUGGAGCUGUUCAGACUGUCCACUAUGACGAGAAGCGUCUCUCGAUUGCGGAGAUCGAGCAAGUUCGCCGCUCCAGCCUUGCUGGCGCACAUGUCAACCCCAUCACCGGCGGCUACCGUGUUGAUGCUGACCACGAGGCUGGCGUCGAACGUCGCAACAGCAUCCAGGGGCGCAUCAACGCCACAUUUGCAGGCUACGACAUGAAGGGCCAGCGUGAGGAGACGGUCGAGCACUCCACCAAGUAA